Arachis duranensis is the source of this 1066-nucleotide messenger RNA. Its product is annotated as allene oxide cyclase, chloroplastic. The record is from RefSeq and is a predicted model, not a curated record. The transcript has 2 exons. Gene Ontology annotation, biological process: jasmonic acid biosynthetic process. NCBI's taxonomy places the organism in Eukaryota, Viridiplantae, Streptophyta, Magnoliopsida, Fabales, Fabaceae. Gene Ontology annotation, molecular function: allene-oxide cyclase activity. The coding region runs from base 84 to 839 and encodes 251 amino acids.
CAAAUAUUCUACAAUUUCUUUUGCACUUAGAAGUCUCCCUACACAAACCAUAUACUUUACCAAUUCCGACAUUGUCAUUAACUAUGGCAUCCAUAGGUUCUCUGAAAAUAAUCGCUGCUCAUGGAUCUCAGCAUGCUAGUUAUCAAACCCAAAAGCAGGUAGGUUCCAGUUUCUUUCAGCACUUUCCAGCCAAUAAAAGUUUAAAAUUCUCAAGUCCCACUCAAGUACCUAUACCGAGAAAUUUCAAGAACACUACUAUCAAAGCAUUUUUCUUCAACAAGCCCAAGCAGCCACAAGAAUCUCCAAAACCAGCAGCCAAAGUUCAAGAACUGUUUGUGUACGAGAUCAACGAGCGUGACCGUGGCAGCCCGGCAUACCUAAGGCUAAGCCAAAAGUCGGUAAACCACCUUGGUGACUUAGUGCCAUUCAGCAACAAACUCUACUCCGGGAACUUACAAAAACGGUUAGGAAUAACCGCCGGACUAUGCAUCCUCAUCCAGCACGUGCCUCAAGAGAAGGGUGAUCGCUACGAGGCCAUUUACAGCUUCUACUUUGGCGACUACGGCCACAUAUCAGUGCAAGGUGCGUACCUCACCUACCAGGACACGUGGCUCGCUGUGACUGGUGGAUCUGGAAUAUUCGAAGGGGUUUCUGGACAGGUGAAGCUUCAGCAACUUGUGUUCCCUUUCAAGCUCUUCUACACUUUCUACUUGAAGGGUAUCCCCGAUUUGCCGGUUGAGCUUCUUGGAAAGGUGGUUGAGCCUUCGCCUAAUGUUGAACCGUCUCCUGCUGCUAAGGCUGCUGAGCCUCAUGCCUCUUUACGUAAUUUCACCAACUGAUGAAUGAGGAUGCAAAAAAAUUGAACUUGAUAGGCUCAUGGUCAUACAAUCAAAAUUUUCUGAACCCUCCCCGAAAUAAUCCCUUUGUUUAUGGUAUUAUUAUCGUUCAAUCUUCUUGUGUAAGAAGUGACUUUUGGAUGUGGCGAAUGUGUUAGGUAAAAAAGUAAUUGGAAUUUGGAAAAAUAUUGUGUGUUAUUCGGGAAUCAAUUGUUUGAGUUUGGGUCGCA